GGUUAUGCCUCUCUUCAAUACAGAACUGCAGAUGCAGACAAUUACUUCCCUCUGUGACGCAGAGCACACUUAGGUCAGGGGGAGUGUGUGUGUGUGUGUGUUCCUCUGCUUGUGUGUGUGUUCUUCUGCUUGUGUGUGUUUCUCUUAUUGAGGGGGUGAGGCGUAGAGUACCGUAUGAAGAGAGGACAGUCUUCAUGAGGUCUUAAAUAGAGACAGCAGUGUUGAACAUCACAACUAGCUGCUCUUCUGUGAAGGCGCGGGAUGCUACUGGAGCUGUAGUCUGAGGGUGUGUAGCUGUAGUCUGAGGGUGUGUUGUUGAGAGCCAUGUCUGUGCUGAACCCAGUGGAGUGGCUGCAGCCCAGCAGAGGUUCCCCCAGGCUGGUGCUGGUGGUGGUGUGUGUAGCUCUGCUGCUGGACAACAUGCUGCUCACUGUGGUCGUGCCCAUCAUCCCCACCUUCCUAUAUGCCAUAGAGCACGAAAGCCAGACACUGCCCCCCCUCCAGCCAAGCCCAGCGCUCUCCCCCACACCACAGGCCCCUGGGGGGGGCGCUCUCUCCUUGGUCCUCUCCCUCUAUGACAACACCACCUACAACCUGUGGGGGCCUGAGACCAGCUCACCCGGCAACCUCUCCCAGGAGGAUGAUGGCAGCACUAACUCCACCCAGGCGGGCUGCCAGGAGGACAGCCAGUUCCUGGAGGAGGAGAAUGUGCGUGUGGGCCUCCUGUUUGCCUCGAAGGCCCUGGUGCAGCUGCUGGUCAACCCCUUUGUUGGUCCUCUGACCAACAGGGUUGGAUAUCAUAUCCCCAUGUUUGCUGGGUUCCUCAUCAUGUUCGUCUCCACCAUCAUGUUUGCCUUCUCAGGAACAUACGCCUUGUUGUUUUUUGCGCGGUCUCUUCAGGGAAUCGGUUCCUCAUUCUCCUCUGUGGCAGGUUUGGGCAUGCUGGCCAGUGUUUACACAGAUGAUGAAGAGAGGGGCAUCGCCAUGGGGAUCGCUCUGGGAGGACUGGCCAUGGGAGUCCUGAUUGGAGCUCCGUUUGGCAGUGUGAUGUAUGAGUUUGUGGGGAAGCGUGCUCCGUUCCUGAUCCUGGCCUUUCUGGCAGUGUUUGAUGGAGCCUUACAGCUCUGCAUACUCCAGCCAUCCAAGAUUUCACCUGGGAGUGUUGAAGGCACCCCUCUCCUGACCUUGCUAAAGGACCCCUACAUUCUCAUCAGUGCAGGAUCCCUGUGCUUUGCCAACAUGGGCGUGGCCAUCCUAGAGCCAACCCUGCCCAUCUGGAUGCUGCAGACCAUGUGCUCCCCAAAGUGGCUGCUGGGCAUGGCCUUUUUACCCGCCAGCAUUGCGUACCUCAUCGGCACCAACCUGUUUGGGCUGCUAGCCAAUAAAAUGGGAAGGUGGCUGUGCUCCAUGAUAGGCAUGCUCAUCGUAGGGAUCAGCCUCCUGUGUGUGCCCUUUGCCACCAGCAUCUACGGUCUCAUUGGUCCAAAUGGAGGCCUUGGCUUCGCUAUUGGUAUGGUGGACUCCUCUAUGAUGGCCAUAAUGGGAUACCUGGUAGACAUACGUCAUGCCUCUGUCUACGGCAGUGUGUAUGCCAUAGCUGAUGUAGCUUUGUGUAUGGGCUUCGCUGUUGGUCCCUCCACAGGGGGCGCUCUCGUGAGAGCCAUCGGGUUCCCCUACCUCAUGGUGCUUAUCGGCAUCAUCAACAUCCUGUACGCGCCUCUCUGCUUCUUCCUCAGGAACCCAGCCGUGCGUGAGGAGAAGAUGGCUAUAAUCGACCAGGAGUGUCCCAUGCACAGGAAGAACUACAACACGACACAGAGAGAGUGUCGUGAAUUUCCUCUGAGUGAUGCAAGCGAAGAAGAGACAGAGGAAUGACCUGGACCGUAACUACUCUCACGAACACACGCAAAACACACUUGAACACUCACAGACUAAAGAGUGUGCAUGUUGGUGUUUCAGAAAAAUAUUGUUUAAAAACUGUUGACUACAACUACAACGAUGGUGCCAAAAACCGUAACUCACAUUAUUGAUGAAAAUUGAACCUUUAUGCUAUGUCAGACAAAGACGUACUGUUUGUUUGUGAGUGUGUGUGUGUGAUAUCAACCCGCCCUACAAACAGUCAUUGGAAACACUGUUUUUGUACAGUAGAAAUAGUCAUCCUCGUAUCCCUCCAAACUGUACUAUUAUUUUAUUUAACAUCUAAUGGAACAUAUACAUACACCAUCUUCCAUACUCAAGUGAUGUGCACCUUGUUCCAUUCCGCCAGACUGUUAAUUGUCCUGUCAGAUUGUUCUUAUUAUUGUACCAUGUCCUAAUGUAAAUGUAACACAUGUGCAGGCUUUGCACAUAAUUAAA
Messenger RNA from Hypomesus transpacificus, 2355 nucleotides. RefSeq names its product chromaffin granule amine transporter. Bases 325 to 1875 code for a protein of 516 amino acids. NCBI's taxonomy places the organism in Eukaryota, Metazoa, Chordata, Actinopteri, Osmeriformes, Osmeridae. Gene Ontology annotation, cellular component: terminal bouton; synaptic vesicle membrane. Gene Ontology annotation, molecular function: xenobiotic transmembrane transporter activity; serotonin:sodium:chloride symporter activity. The record is from RefSeq and is a predicted model, not a curated record. Gene Ontology annotation, biological process: xenobiotic transport; transmembrane transport; aminergic neurotransmitter loading into synaptic vesicle. The transcript has 16 exons.